This is a messenger RNA of Hirsutella rhossiliensis, 693 nucleotides long. RefSeq lists its product as uncharacterized. Gene Ontology annotation, cellular component: DNA ligase IV complex. NCBI's taxonomy places the organism in Eukaryota, Fungi, Ascomycota, Sordariomycetes, Hypocreales, Ophiocordycipitaceae. Gene Ontology annotation, molecular function: ATP binding; DNA ligase (ATP) activity; DNA binding. The coding region runs from base 1 to 693 and encodes 230 amino acids. The transcript has a single exon. Gene Ontology annotation, biological process: nucleotide-excision repair, DNA gap filling; double-strand break repair via nonhomologous end joining; DNA recombination. The record is from RefSeq and is a predicted model, not a curated record.
AUGCCAUUUCCGUUGCAUCUCUUAUGUGAACUCCUCAGUGAACUCGAAAGAAAUCACACGAGGUCUUUCAGUAUUCAGAAGACCCAGGACUUCGAUGUGCGCAGUCUUGUUGGCUGGUUCGACAAACAUGAUACAGCCAUCCCACGUCUAGGGUCAGAAGCCGUGGCAUUCUUGUCAUGCCUCUUUCCCGAACGCAGGCCGGACCGAGUUUUCGGCUUGUCAAAAAUUCAGCUCGAAAGGAUUGUCCAACAAGCACAAUGUCUUGGAUCGUCCCGAAUGAAGGAGCUACAGAUAUGGCAAACCAGGAACGGCCCGGACUUCGCAACUUGUGUUGAGCGCGUUAUGGCUAUAACGGACUGCGAACCAAGGAUGGGUCCGAAAGUGACUCUGCAAGAACUUGACGAUGUGCUCGAUCGGAUUGCAGCCUUCUCACCUUUCUCGUCCGCUGAUCUGCGAGAAGAAACUGAGCGGAAAUACCGUCAACCCUGCAGCAGCUCGGACGAUCUGCUCAUCAGUUUGUUCCGAAGAUUGAACAGCUUUGAGGCCAAAUGGCUGGUUCGCAUGCUAUCCAAAACUACAAUCCGGCCUCUGUCCCAGAAAGACUGGCGAUGGGCAGAUUUCAUCCGUUUUGUGGAAUCUCCUCCGUUUUCAGAAUUCAAUCCAAGUUGCCGUAAGUAUCCUAGGGGGACUUGA